CCCACGGCUCGGGAGCAAUUUCCUCUCCUUCGCUGUUCUACUCCAGUCCGCUCCACUCCACAGAGAGCACGCGCCGCUCAAAACCCUCGUCCCCGCCGCGGCGCUUCCGGCGACGGCCAUGGACACCGGGGUGCCUGCCUUUCCCAUGAGCCCGGUGAUGGCGGAGAUGUUCCGGCAGCUAGGCUUUGACCCGGAUCAGGUGGAGGGCUUCCUCGCCCACUUCCUCUCCUACACCCACUGCGCCCUCCCGGAGCCGCCCGUGACGGCCGACGCUCGCCUCUUCGCCCUCCUCCCCGACAACUCCGUCGACCACUUCAGCCGCCCCCCCGACGCGCUCCUCGGCAAUGUCGUCUCCCGCCUCCCCGUCAAGGACGCCGCGCGCACCGCCGCGCUCUCCCGGCGCUGGCGCGGGGUCUGGCGCUCCGCCCCGCUCGUCCUCGUCGACGCCCACGUCCACCCCGCGGGCACCGCGUACGCGCAGCGCGUCGCCUGCGCCGUCUCCCGCGUCCUCGCCGCGCACCCGGGCCCCUUCCGCUGCGUCCACCUCACCGAGUCCCCCCUGCUCACGGCCUGGCUCCAGAUCGUCGCCGGCAAGGGCAUCCAGGAGCUCACCCUCGUCAACCGCCCGUGGCCGCUCGAGAUCUUUCUCCCGUCCACCUUCUUCUUAGGCAUGGAAACCCUCACCCGACUCUACCUCGGCCACUGGAUCUUCCCCGUCACGGCCGACCUCCCGCGCGCCCCCUGCUUCCCCAACCUCCAUGAGCUCGGGCUCUGCGACGUCGUCAUGAAGACCGGGGAUUUGGACUUCAUCCUCGACAGGAGCCCCGUGCUGGAGACGCUAUCUCUCGAAGGGGGGAGGCUCGAGCAUUGCCUCCGCCUUGUCAGCCAAAGCCUCCGGCGCGUGCAGAUCAUCGGGUGCUCGGUUCAAGAAAUCUUCGUGGUGGACGCGCCGUGCCUUGAGCGGCUCAUCCAGUCGGGAGGCUGGUGCCCUGAAGACACUGACGGCAACUGCACCAGGCUAAAGAUUGGCCAUGCCCCCAUGCUGCACAUGUUGGGAUACUUGGAGUUGGAUUCAGGGCACGUCCUAGAGGUCGGCAAGACCAUCAUCAAGGCUGGGACAAGGGUGAGCCAGAGCACCAUGGUACCAAGCGUGGGGAUCCUGGCUUUGGAGGUGCGUUUCGGAGUCCGCAACGAUGCCAAGAUGGUUCCCAGUGUCCUCAGGUGCUUUCCGAAUGUCGAGACGCUCCACAUCAAGGUGAAGUCCCUGACGCUUCUUUGGUCUUCCGUCUGCGCCAUGGUCUGCAUUUGACUGAUCGAAUUUUCAGUCUGCGAAAACUGAUCGAUCCACUGGCAAGCUGAACCUGAAGUUCUGGCACGAGUGUGGUGACAUAGAGUGCAUCCGGUCGCGCAUCAAGCUGCUGGUUUUCCAUGAUUUCCGAGGGGGCCGAGGCGAGCUCGCCUUCCUCAAAUACUUCUUUGAGACCGCAUUGGUGCUGAAGAAGGUGGUGAUUCUGUUCGCCGUUGGCUUCGCUUCGACGGAGGAGGCGCGGUCCAAACUGUCGAGCUUGGGGUCGGUGAAACGGGCCAGCGAAACCUCUACAGUGCUGGUCACCGUACCUUCUGAUCCUAAAGAAGGUUCCAUUCGGAGCUUCAAAAUAGGAUCUCGGUUUUCUGCUGACGACCCUUUUGCAAACUACAGUACUAAAGUCACAGCAAGCGAACUGCAGUACCUACGUAGGAGUAUAUUUCAUCCUGCAAAGUAAAUUGCUCUGGAAGGAGGUUGUGUAUGUAU
This is a messenger RNA of Triticum aestivum (bread wheat), 1792 nucleotides long. RefSeq names its product F-box/LRR-repeat protein At3g26922-like. The transcript is spliced from 2 exons. NCBI's taxonomy places the organism in Eukaryota, Viridiplantae, Streptophyta, Magnoliopsida, Poales, Poaceae. The coding region runs from base 119 to 1309 and encodes 396 amino acids. Gene Ontology annotation, molecular function: protein binding. The record is from RefSeq and is a predicted model, not a curated record.